AUGGCAUCCCUCGCACACAUAUGGUGGCACUGCCCACUCACGCAACGAUACUGGACAAACAUUGCGACAAUGAUUCAUACUGUGACAGGUACACAUCUGCCUCAUACCCCUCACACACUGUUGUUCCUGAUCAUACCUACCUCAAUCCCUAAGACACAAAAAACCCUCCUGACACAUCUCCUUACUGCGGCCAAUCUGCUCAUCCCAGUAAAGUGGAAAAACACUGAGGUCAGAGAAUGGAUAGCCAAAGUAGACUCAAUCAAAACCAUGGAAGAAAUCCACGCAUCCAUCUCCCACAGAUAUACACUCUUCAGGGAAACAUGGGAACCAUGGGUGAGAUUCAUGGCAGAGAACUCAGCCUGA
This is a messenger RNA of Pelobates cultripes (western spadefoot toad), 363 nucleotides long. Lineage: Eukaryota; Metazoa; Chordata; Amphibia; Anura; Pelobatidae. The record is from the annotation of a GenBank genome assembly.